Molecule: messenger RNA, 2231 nt
Organism: Harpegnathos saltator (Jerdon's jumping ant)
Lineage: Eukaryota; Metazoa; Arthropoda; Insecta; Hymenoptera; Formicidae
Product: putative odorant receptor 85d
Exons: 9
Coding region: 972-2063 (363 amino acids)
Biological process (GO): detection of chemical stimulus involved in sensory perception of smell; sensory perception of smell
Cellular component (GO): plasma membrane
Molecular function (GO): olfactory receptor activity; odorant binding
Source: RefSeq, a predicted model, not a curated record
ACCAUUAGAGAACAGAAGACGGUCCAACGAUAAAGUCUUACCUUCAGCUUUAAUUCAAAUGUGUAAUUAAUUAUUAAUUCGCAGUCGAAUGGAAACGUGGUGUUUUUUUAUUGAGGAGGCACUUGAGAAAAAGAGAGGAUUCAGGGAACUGUGUGUCCUGCAGCAGGUAACUGUUGCUGUUGCAAUACCAUGAUCAACCAGAGUGAACAAUACAUGGCGGAGUCUGCAAGCCAGUGGUGAUCCAUGGAUCGCACGACACAUUCUCUUUAUCAACCGUUGUAGUCGGCGUAACCGUUUUUGUAAAUCGUAACUCGUCCGACACGUGUCUCUCAGAGGGAAUUUUUCUAAAUUAAAAAUCAAACGUCCUUUUUUAACCGUAUUGAUUAAAGCGUAUCAGUUUUCCGCCAUUGUACAGAUUUCUACCAAAGAUAACUCCGAGCAAUGAAUUUUCGUUCGGAAAAUUUUCGACAGCGUCUCAAUGACAUUGAUAGUCGAAGAAACGCUCUACACUCGCCGAGAUAAUGGCAAAAAUGUGCGGGAUGAGUAGGUGUAUUUUUUUAUUUUGCUGGUAUAUUAAGUAGCAACUGCAAUAUUCAGAAGCUAGCGUCUCCUGCUCGAGGAACACGUCCAUUCACCCAACACUAUCUACCUUCACGUAGAUUUCUCUCUGACACGUGUUCGUGGAGAAGAGAAGACGGUAAGGACUCGUUUUCGUAAUUAUUCGGUCGAUGUGUUACGCGCAAGGGGGAAGUCGCAAAGUUUCCCUAGACUUCACCACUGACAGAGUGUAAAGAUACGCAUUUUCCUGUGGAUCAUCGUCCACUUGACACACUCAACUGCCACGUGGGCGGUUUCGGAAAUGUGGUAUUAGUAUAUGCUCUACCGCCCGCUUGAAUGAUUUAUUUGUCCCUUACACGCCAGGAGGCGAAGCUUGUUUCGCCGCGCUGCACCGAGAAUGCGAUAUUUCCGCGAUGGAAACUGUCAAGAUCACCUGGAGUCAUUAUUACGGCACCUUGCAAAAGAUAUCGUUGCUCGCCGGCCUGUGGCCGUUUCUCCAACUGAGGACGAGACUGUUCCGCAUCGGCCUGCAGAUCGUCAACAUGAUAACCAUUUCUGUUCCGCAGAUGGCGUUCCAAUUCAGGUGCAGAGACAUACAUUGCUUUCUUCUGUCGUUGACGGCGAUUCUGUUGUCGAUUGUUGCUGUAGUGAAAGUGUACACAUUUCAGUUGAACAUUCUUAAAUUUAAAGAACUCACCGAGCACUUGUACGUCGAUUGGAAGAACUUGGAGACUCCGGAAGAAUACGAGAUCAUGAAGUCAUACGCCGAGAAUUCCAGACGGUUCUCCAUAAUAUACCCAGUGUAUUGCAUCGUAGGGACCACUGUAUUCAUGUCGGUGUCCAUUGUACCGCAUAUUUUUGACGUCGUGUUACCCCUCAACGAAUCUCGCCCGCUACUGCUGCCGUAUCCAGGAUAUUACUUCGUAGACAGCAGGGAAUACUUCACCUACAUUUUCUGGCACUCCUUUUUGUCAUGGCAAAUCGUAAUAAUCGGAAUAUUUGCCCACGACUGCAUGUUUGUGUGUUACGUCGAGCAUGUGAGCAGCAUGUUCGCCGUGGUCGGAUAUCGCUUUGAAUCUUUAAUUUAUGAUCGUAAGGACGCGCUUAGUAAAAAUGAAAAUGCUGAUCUUGACGAGAAAUUGCGCAGAAGGGUCGCGUAUUUGGUGCACACGCAUCGAGAAGCUUUAGAACUGGCGCAACUUCUUGAGAGCAUCUUCAACAUACCUUUCGCUGUACAAAUGGGUAUAAGUACAGUAGGAAUGAGCAUUACUUUACUACAAGGGCAAAAGCUAUUAGAUCGCAGUAUUGAAACGCGCGACAAAAUAUAUAAUAGUUCCUGGUACAAGACACCCAGAAAUUUACGAAAGCUACUUAUACUAAUAAUGAUGAAGAGUCUUCAGCCGUCUCUUCUGACUGCCGGCAAAAUCUACAUUUUCUCUCUGGAGAACUUCGCCACGGUUCUGCAAACUUCGAUGUCGUACUUUACAGUCCUCGCGUCUUUUUAAUAAUUCGUGACAUUGUUCUCGCAACUGUAUAACGGCACUAAUAUUCCAUCAAACAAAAUUGACAUGUUUAUAAUAUUGCGUAUCAUGCCGAUAUCAUGUGUGUAAUAUAACAGCAUUAUCUCUUUCUUACAUAUCCCUGAAUUGUACGAUAUAAAAAAUAAAAAUAAA